CUUGUCAGGAGAAAAAGCUCGUCUAAAAAGUGGGUCUUUAACCUAGAUUUAAAAAGGCCUGGAUUAGUGAUGGUGCAGAUGUCAAGGGGCAGGCUUUUCCACAUCCUGGGGGCAACAACCGCAAAAGAUCGAUCACUCGACCUUGGAACUUGCAGAAGAAGCUGGCCGGAAGAAUGAAGAGCCCAGCCAGGGUUACAGAAUGAUAAAAUCUAUUUAGUGUGGAGGAACCAGAGACAAAGUGAGAGAAGGUGAGAAGAUAUUUUCCACAAUGCACAUUAUGUUGGCAAAGAGGUACCAACCAUGCAAGUUAAAGGAACAAAACUCCUGUCAAAUAAAAACAUGACUGACAAAUAAUCUACUACUGUAAAGGAGGAACUUGACGUGUUCUCCUCUUGCACACGAAACUCAACGUUUUGGGGACCAUGGAUCAACCUCUGCUUCAAAGAGAUACGGGGAGAGGUUGUUGCUCCUGCAGAAUGCUAAAGCAAUGGCUGCCCAUACUCUCUUGGCUACCCAAGUACAACUUUAAAUGGCUUCAGAUGGAUCUCCUUGCUGGCCUCACUGUCGGGCUUACAACUGUCCCGCAGGUCUUGGCCUAUGCAGAAGUAGCAGGCCUUCCUGUGGAGUAUGGGCUCUACUCUGCCUUCAUGGGAGGCUUCAUCUACGCCCUGCUCGGGACAUCUAAGGACGUGACGCUGGGUCCCACCGCCAUCAUGUCGCUACUUUGCUUCUCGUUGGUGGGGGGUGAGCCCCGCCGUGCCGUUCUGCUUAGCCUCCUGUGUGGAGUCAUCCAGGCUGCACUGGCAUUACUGAGAUUAGGCUUCCUCUUAGACUUCAUCUCAUUCCCCGUUAUAAAAGGCUUCACUUGUGCUGCGGCAAUUACCAUUGGCUUUGGCCAGGUGAAGAAUAUCCUGGGACUCCGCGAUAUUCCCCACGAGUUCUUCCCUCAACUUUACUUCACAUUUCACAAGAUCUCAGAGGCCCGAAUAGGCGAUGUGGUCCUUGGUGUGCUAUGUAUAGCGUUGCUUGUGAUGUUGAUGACAAUGAAGGCAAGUCUAGGAUCUGACAAUGAUGCUACCAGGUUCUCCAUUGCGGCUAGAAAAUUUGUGUGGGCUGUUUCUACAAUGCGUAACGCCCUCAUAGUCAUAGCCGCAUCUUUUUGCGCUUUUUCCUGGGAGGCCUUUGGCCACCAUGUCUUCACAAUCACUGGGGAAACCUCCCAGGGUCUGCCACCUUUCAGUCUGCCGCCUACUACAGACACCACAGAGAAUGGCACUGUGGUAACGUUUGGAGAGAUUGUAGAGGGCUUUGGGGGAGGUCUUGCUGUGAUUCCUUUCAUGGGACUGCUGGAGAGCAUUGCAAUUGCAAAAGCAUUUGCCAGGCAGAACAAUUACAGAAUAGAUGCCAACCAGGAACUGUUAGCAAUUGGUGUGACCAACAUCAUGGGCUCCUUUGUGUCAGCCUACCCUGUCACUGGCAGUUUUGGAAGGACUGCAGUGAAUUCUCAGACUGGGGUUUGUAGUCCAGCUGGAGGGAUUGUCACAAGUGUGAUAGUGUUGCUCUCUUUGGCGCUUCUCAUGCCAGCCUUUUACUACAUCCCAAAAGCUUCUCUUGCUGCUGUUAUCAUUUGUGCGGUCGCUCCCAUGGUUGACUAUCAUGCCGUGGCAAAGAUGUGGCAGAUACACAAGCUUGACCUCCUUCCCUUCAUUGUGACAUUCCUGAUGAGUUUCUGGCAGGUUCAGUAUGGAAUCAUAGGAGGUGUAGCUGUAUCUGGAGCAUUACUGAUGUACACGCUGGCUAGGCCUCGAAUAAAGAUGUCUAAUCCAGGUGUACUGCUAAUCCAGUUGGGCAGUGGGCUCAGUUUUCCUGCUGCAGAACAUCUGAGCCACAUCAUACACACUGAAGCGCUACAGGUGUCUCCUCCACGGUCAGUAGUAUUGGAUUGCCAUCAUGUCAGUGUGAUAGAUUACACAGUGAUCAAUGAGUUGAGCGACUUGCUGAGGCAAUUCAAACACCAAGAUCUGCUUCUGAUCCUUUCCAGAUUGCAGCCAAAUGUCUUAGAGAUUCUUUUAGCCGCGGAUCUGGAGGACUUUAGAUAUGCUGACACCAUUGAGACAGCACUGCAGUGGGUUAAGGAAACCCCGAUAUUUGAUGCAGGACGUGUACAGCCACUCUCUGAGGAGGAGGUUGUUGCUAGGGCACAAUGAACUAAAACUAAAUGGAUGUCACAGAAGUGGUGAUAUCUUUAGGUGCUAACUGUACUUAGCAGGGUACUAGUCAUUUUCUGUCACUGUACCACUGCAACUUUGAAAAUCAGUGAAUUCAAUGUGACUGUGGUAACCUUAGACCAAAUAUGUAAUUGUUUUUUGUUCUUAUGAGGUUUUUUUUUUUUUUUUACAUGAGUUUUUUUUUUUUUUAAUAUAAAUUUCCUGAGCAGUUUUAUCUCAACUAAAUAAAAACCAAUAUAACUAAUGCCAUUUUUAGUUUUUGCUCUUUAGUUUUAUUUUGACUGAACUGACCUACUAAACUACACCACUGAACAAAAAAAAAAAAAAAACUUUUCCCUUCUUAUUUAUAUUUGUUCACCCGUCAAAAUGACAUGGCUUACUGAAAAUACACGUUUGUUUUACUCAGUGGUUUUGACAGCACCUCUCUAUCGUAUCUUGAGUAAAUACUUGUAAUGUGUUUGGAUUGUUCUGCGAAGAGGAUGUUUUUUUUUAAGUAUUAUAAGUCAUACGUUACACUGUGAUUUAUUGAUCGGUAUUAUUUUACUUCGACUAUAGUUAAAGUAAUACUAAGCAUUAGUAUUA
Corythoichthys intestinalis (scribbled pipefish) is the source of this 2810-nucleotide messenger RNA. It is a transcript of the gene slc26a11, whose product is annotated as solute carrier family 26 member 11. NCBI's taxonomy places the organism in Eukaryota, Metazoa, Chordata, Actinopteri, Syngnathiformes, Syngnathidae. The record is from RefSeq and is a predicted model, not a curated record. Gene Ontology annotation, molecular function: secondary active sulfate transmembrane transporter activity. The transcript has 15 exons. Gene Ontology annotation, biological process: transmembrane transport. The coding region runs from base 423 to 2207 and encodes 594 amino acids. Gene Ontology annotation, cellular component: plasma membrane.